CAUGCCGUCAGAGCUCUUUCUUGUCCAUCACGUCCCUCAUCUCACACCGAGAACCUGGUCACCAUCAUGGCUGCCUUAUCGCUGGGUGCAUCACGAAAGACGCCCAAAUAUAUAUGCGAUGCUUGCAGGACGAAUUUGCGCUGUCUGCCCAGACCCGCCGCCGACGCGCACCGAACAUUUAGCACCGCGUCGUCUUCAAACGACAGAAUCUCAACGCGACCGAUAGCCCCUUCGUUCUUUCGCAAUCGAGCCGACAUUCGACCAUCAGCCAUUAGGAAUGCUCGUGAAAUAUCUUCGGGACGCCCUUACUCGAUAGAGGCUUCUCCGCAAGCUGCUGGCUCGAACUUCGCAGCGCUUCCGCAUCGCCGCCUUAUCUCCCUUACUGGCCCCCAUACUGUGAAGUUUCUGCAAGGGCUCAUUACGAAUAAAGUCGACGAAAGCCGACAAUCGCCCUUCUACGCAGCCUUUCUCGAUGCGCGCGGCAGAGUGUUGUGGGAUGUGUUUGUCUGGGUGUGGCCAAAGUUGGUGCAGGAGAAGGAGCCUUGGGCAUGCUACAUUGAAGUUGAUGAGAGUGAAUUCGAGUCUCUGAAAAAGCAUCUAAAGAGGCACAAACUCCGGAGCAAGGUGCAGAUUUCGGAUGUGAGUGCAGAUGAGAUAGGCGUGUGGGCGGCCUGGGGCUCAGAAGCCGGGCAACGCAGAUCAGAAAGUAUAAUCGCCGAAAUGAGCGAUCCACGCUGCCCAGAUAUGCGUCGUUAUCUCGCGAGCGCAAAUACAACAACGGUAAUAGAGGGAGCCGAGCCAGUGGACGUACGAGAAUACCACCUCCAACGCUACAGGAAUGGCAUACCCGAAGGACCACAAGAGAUAGCAAGAGAGAGCGCAUUGCCAAUGGAGUGCAAUAUUGAUCUCUCGCAUGGUAUAGACUUCAAGAAAGGUUGUUACGUUGGCCAGGAACUUACCAUUCGCACAAAACACACCGGCAUCGUCCGGAAGCGCAUCUUGCCUGUCCAUAUCGACAACCCCGGCAAAACAGCUGCCCUACCGGAACAUGGGACUGACAUUAAGCAGCUAGAUGAAAACGGACAUAUCAAGAAGGGGCGUGCAGCAGGCAAGUUCAUCAGAGGCAUUGGAGAUGUGGGUCUAGCACUGUGUCGAUUGGAAAACAUGACUAGUAUGAAAAUCAGUGCUGAGGGAGGGACGUGGAAACCUGGUAUGGAGUUUGGGUGUGAGACGAAUGAUGGGAUUGUCAAGUUAAAUCCCAUUUUGCACGAUUGGUUCGUGCAAAGGGAGAGGGAGCUUUGGGACAAGAAUAGGUUGAGGCUGUAGAGAUAUGAUGAAUCGCAGCAUGUUCACCAUUUUAUGUCCCGUGUAAAUACCUGUUUGUAUUUGGAUUCAUCGUUGAAAUAUGCCG
Messenger RNA from Alternaria alternata, 1411 nucleotides. RefSeq names its product Aminomethyltransferase folate-binding domain-containing protein. The transcript has a single exon. Gene Ontology annotation, cellular component: mitochondrial matrix. The record is from RefSeq and is a predicted model, not a curated record. NCBI's taxonomy places the organism in Eukaryota, Fungi, Ascomycota, Dothideomycetes, Pleosporales, Pleosporaceae. Gene Ontology annotation, molecular function: protein binding. The coding region runs from base 67 to 1326 and encodes 419 amino acids.